ACUGCCUUUCUUCGAUACUAAGGUGCUCAGAAAUCAUUAUUUCACUUGUUUGAUAUGAGCAACGACGUUAAAGGAGGUCCUCAUAAUAAUCCUACCAAGAUGCCCCUUUAUACAGCUUCAAAUGGUUGCCCAGUCAUGAAACCGGAGGGAUCUCAAAGAGACGGAAAGCAUCUUUUGCUAAAGGAUUUUCAUCUGAUUGAUCUGUUGUCACAUUUCAAUCGUGAAAAAAUUCCAGAACGAGUCGUGCAUGCAAAGGGUGCCGGUGCAUAUGGAGAGUUCGAGGUCACCCACGAUAUCUCUGACAUUUGCAACAUCGACAUGUUACUAGGGGUCGGGAAGAAGACUCCUUGUGUCGCCCGGUUUUCGACAACCGGUCUCGAGCGAGGAUCUGCCGAAUCAGUUCGCGAUCCCAAAGGGAUGGCAAUCAAGUUCUUCACGGAGCAGGGCAACUGGGAUUGGGUGUGUUUGAACAUUCCCAUGUUCUUCAUCCGCGACCCCAUUAAGUUUCCUGGCAUGAUGCAUGCUCAGAGACGAGAUACACAGACCAAUCUUAUAAACCCCAAUAUGUGGUGGGAUUGGGUCUGUAACAAUCACGAAUCGCUACAUAUGGUACUUUGGCUUUAUAGCGAGUUCGGCACCAUGUUCAACUACCGUAGCAUGAGCGGAUACGUGGGCCAUGCCUAUAAAUGGGUCCUACCCGAUGGUAGUUGGAAAUAUGUUCAUUUCUUCCUUUCCUCAGACUCCGGGCCCAAUUUUACCACAGGCGAGAAGAUCCAGACCGCGUCCCCGAUCGAUCCAGAUUCUGCUACAAGAGAUCUUUAUGAAGCGAUCGAAAGAGGGGAGUACCCGACUUGGACAGCAAACGUCCAGGUGGUUGACCCCAAGGACGCAGACAAGCUUGGCUUUGAUAUUCUUGAUCUCACCAAGCAUUGGAACCUGGGCAAUUACCCUCGGGAUAUCAAUGUCAUUCCAUCUCGCCCAUUUGGAAAACUGACCCUGAAACGCAACCCGGCAAAUUACUUCGCCGAAAUCGAGCAAUUAGCAUUCUCGCCUUCGCAUCUCGUCCCCGGCGUCGAACCGUCUGAAGAUCCCGUCUUGCAAGCCCGUAUGUUUGCAUAUCCUGAUGCUCAAAGGUAUCGCCUUGGAGUGAACAACCAGCAGUUACCAGCUAAUCGGUCCAAAUGUACUUUCAACCCCCUUCUUAGGGAUGGGGCGGCAACAAGCACUACCAAUUACGGUAGUCUUCCAGGAUAUCUAUCGGACUGUAACCUCAUGACAUUCAACCAGCCAAAAGAGCCCGAUACAGAGUUUGAUUCUUGGGUGGCUAAGGUAUCUUCUAAAGCAUGGCUGGAGGUAAAUGAACAGGACUAUAAGUUCCCUAGGGAAUUCUGGGAGGUAUUGCCCACGUUACGAAGCCCCGAGUUCCAAAAUAGCCUCGUCGAGAACAUGGCACUAUCCGUGGCACAGACACACCGGGAGAUCAGGGAGAAGGUUUAUGGUACCCUGGGACUAAUUGCUACCGACCUAUCAGAGCAUGUUCGCGAAGCUACAGAGAAGCUGAUUAAGGACAAAGUUGUGAUUCCUCGAGGGAAGCCGGGGUCUUUGAAAUUGUAACCAGUACUAGAAGUAAGCUUUUGUGGAUGCCAAUGGAGCUUAGGGGCUGCUGGAAGUACAGUUACUAAUCGUGGGAGAGCUGUAGUCUUAUGCCAACUAAAGGAAUAGCAGUAGGUACUUUGGCAGAAAUUGAAACAUUAGAUAGGUACCUCUGUAUAAACUCG
Molecule: messenger RNA, 1778 nt
Organism: Annulohypoxylon truncatum
Lineage: Eukaryota; Fungi; Ascomycota; Sordariomycetes; Xylariales; Hypoxylaceae
Product: putative catalase Cat
Exons: 2
Coding region: 55-1614 (519 amino acids)
Biological process (GO): response to hydrogen peroxide; hydrogen peroxide catabolic process
Cellular component (GO): peroxisome; mitochondrion; cytoplasm
Molecular function (GO): catalase activity; heme binding
Source: RefSeq, a predicted model, not a curated record